Erpetoichthys calabaricus (reedfish) is the source of this 3262-nucleotide messenger RNA. RefSeq names its product SEL1L adaptor subunit of ERAD E3 ubiquitin ligase (gene sel1l). Gene Ontology annotation, biological process: ERAD pathway. Gene Ontology annotation, molecular function: protein binding. Bases 339 to 2690 code for a protein of 783 amino acids. The transcript has 21 exons. Gene Ontology annotation, cellular component: endoplasmic reticulum membrane. NCBI's taxonomy places the organism in Eukaryota, Metazoa, Chordata, Cladistia, Polypteriformes, Polypteridae. The record is from RefSeq and is a predicted model, not a curated record.
GGACGUUGUUCUGGUUGUCAGUGCUAACUUGGUAGAGCUGGAGCGGCUAGGUGCUUUACAGUCUGCAUCUGUUUACUUGCCUAGCUGUUAUGAAGAGGUGGCGCUUCUGAUUUUGUUGAAGACUGGCGUUACCAUGACCUUGUACGAAAGAUCGUCGCCGUCAAGCAGCAAAACAGGGUUACUAAAGGGAGAGUUGUAAACGUGUCGAAAGAAGCGUUUUAAAUUGAAGGAUGAGUACGACGAGUUGAAUCUUCUUAUUCAAGCUGCAUACAGACUUUUCUGUUUUAUUUCUGUUUCAGCAGUUUAUUUAUUUUGUUAUUUCGGCUGACGUUACAAAAAUGACUUCAAACACCCGUACGAUGACAGCGUCAUGGAUAUUGCUGCUUAUGUUACUGGUGGGAAAUUAUCAAGGAGUGACAUCUGAUGUGGAAGAGGGUGCCAAUUCUCCAGAAGAUAAGGAAGCUUCUGUUUCAAAUUCUAAAAAUGAAGAUGAAAAGGCCGGAUGGCAGUCUGUGGCAGGGCAAUCAUUUUUAUCCAGUGAAUCAUCUCAGGAAAAAGAGAAUGGCAAAGACGAUGGCAGCUCUGAAUCAUUUUUUCAUGGACUAAUGGAUAAUGAAGAUAAUUCAGAUAAAAUUGAGAGAAAACAGAAGCCAGUGCAGAGAGCAAUUGGUGGCACAGCUGAUGGAGAGUUAUGCAUAUUUCCUUUUUUGUUCCUGGGGAGGGAAUACUCUGAAUGUACUUCUGAAGGUCGUGGAGAUGGCCGACUGUGGUGUGCUACAGCUUAUGACUAUGACCAAGAAAAGAAAUGGGGGUUUUGUGAAACUGAAGAACAGGCUAAUCAGAGACGUCAAGCUCAAGAUGCAGAGGAUCUUUACUUAUCUGCUGUUAGUAUUAUUAAUGGAACUAGCAAGAAAAGUCAAAAGAGAGAUGGCUAUAACCUUCUGAUGAAAGCAGCUGAUAUGGGCCACAUUAAAGCAAUGGAGAAAGUGGCCUAUGCCAUGUUGUUUGGAGACUAUUUAACACAGAAUAUUCAUCAAGCUAAGGAAAUCUUUGAAAAACUUGCAAUUGAAGGCUCCCCUAAAGCUCAGAUGGCACUUGGAUUUCUUUAUGGUACAGGCCUGGGUGUGAACUCGAGCCAAGCAAAGGCAUUAGUUUAUUACACCUUUGGAGCACUUGGAGGAAACUUGAUUGCUCAUAUGAUUCUGGGAUACAGAUACUGGGGAGGGAUUGGUGUUCCCCAAAGUUGUGAAUCUGCAUUGACACAUUACCGACUUGUGGCGAAUCAUGUGGCAAGUGACAUCUCGCUUACUGGUGGCAGUGUGGUUCAGCGAAUUAGACUGCUCGAUGAAGCUGAAAACCCAGGGAUGGCUAGUGGCAUGUUGGAGGAAGAUCUAAUCCAGUAUUAUCAGUUCUUGGCUGAAAAAGGAGAUGUUCAGGCUCAGGUUGGACUUGGACAAUUACAUUUGCAUGGAGGACGUGGAGUUGAGCAAAAUCAUGCGAGAGCCUUUGAUUACUUCAAUCAAGCAGCAGAUGCUGGAAACACACACGCAAUGGCUUUUUUGGGAAAGAUGUACUCUGAAGGUAGUGAUGCUGUGCCUCAAAACAACGAGACAGCCCUGCAAUACUUCAAGAAAGCUGCAGAAUUAGGGAAUCCAGUUGGACAAAGUGGACUAGGAAUGGCUUAUUUGUAUGGACGAGGUGUUCCAGUGAAUUAUGAUUUAGCUCUGAAGUACUUCCAAAAGGCAGCUGAACAAGGCUGGGUGGAUGGACAGCUUCAACUUGGAACAAUGUACUACAGUGGAAUUGGUGUGAAGAGAGAUUACAAACAAGCAUUGAAGUAUUUCAACUUGGCUUCACAAGCAGGGCAUAUACUGGCGUUUUAUAACCUGGCACAAAUGCAUGCAACUGGAACUGGAGUUAUGAGGUCCUGCCACACUGCAGUAGAAUUAUUUAAGAAUGUGUGCGAGCGUGGACGCUGGUCUGAGCGGCUGAUGUCUGCAUACAGCAGCUACAAGGAUGGAGAUGCUGAUUCUGCAAUUGUCCAAUACCUCCUGUUGGCUGAGCAAGGCUAUGAAGUCGCACAGAGUAAUGUAGCUUUCAUACUGGACCAGACAGAAGAAGUGAAACUUUUUAGUGAAAAUGAAACUUAUCCUAGAGCUUUGCUGCACUGGAACCGAGCUGCUGCACAAGGAUACACUGUGGCCAGAAUAAAAUUGGGUGAUUAUCAUUUUUAUGGCUAUGGCACAGAUGUUGACUACGAGACUGCAGUUAUACAUUAUAGACUGGCAUCAGAACAACAACACAGCGCUCAAGCCAUGUUCAACCUAGGCUACAUGCAUGAAAAAGGUUUAGGCAUCAAACAGGAUAUUCACUUGGCCAAGCGCUUCUAUGAUAUGGCUGCUGAGGCGAGCCCUGAUGCCCAAGUUCCUGUGUUUCUAGCACUCUGUAAGCUGGGCCUAAUUUAUGCCAUCCAGUAUCUGCAGGAAAUGAAAGCACAAGAUCUCCUGACACACAUUGAUCUGAAUCAGCUGCUGGGCCCAGAGUGGGACCUGUACCUCAUGACUAUCAUUGCCUUACUGCUUGGCACAGUCAUCGCUUACAGACAGAGACUGCAUCAGGCAAUGCCAAGGCCAGUGGCGCCACAACAGCCGGCACCAGGAAUGGCCCCACAGGAACAGCCUCAACAAUAAACCAACAUUGAAGCCCAUUUUGUCUUCUCACACGCUAAGUCAUGGAUAAUAUCUCUUAUGGAAGAUUCUUUCAUUGUCAGCAACAUUUUGUAGACUUGUAAAAAGGAUUUAAAAAUGACCAGAAAACCUAUUUUGCAAAGACUGUAUAGAUCAUGGUUUACAAACAUUCUUCUAGAUCUUAAUAUUUCGUUUUUUUUUCUACCAGGACGUUUAUAGGUAGGACAAAAAUUCUGCAAUGGCCAAUUUAAUGAUAAUUUCUUGAUGUAAUGCAGCACUAAGAAUGACUACAGAGCAACACGAGACGUGAUCAUGAGAUGAUUACAUCGUAGACUGAGCCUUCCUGCAGUGCUGAGUCCACGGAGCGCACAUCCUGUUCUCCUAACCCUGACACACUGAACGGGCUUUGCCUGGAGAGCCCUUAUUGGUCAGAAGCCCCGACGCCAUCGGCUUUUUUGGGGUAAUUGAAAGGCUGAAAACAGACUUGAGCUUUUAUAAAGCUAAUGCAAUGUUAGCAUCUUACCGCAGUUUUCAUGCAUAUCAUUAAACUUUAAUUUCCUUUUUUCAUUUAUACU